Messenger RNA from Brassica napus (rape), 1829 nucleotides. RefSeq lists its product as uncharacterized. The coding region runs from base 1016 to 1660 and encodes 214 amino acids. Gene Ontology annotation, biological process: proteolysis. The record is from RefSeq and is a predicted model, not a curated record. NCBI's taxonomy places the organism in Eukaryota, Viridiplantae, Streptophyta, Magnoliopsida, Brassicales, Brassicaceae. The transcript has 2 exons. Gene Ontology annotation, molecular function: cysteine-type peptidase activity.
GAUUUGUUUGGUCUGGUAUUCUGGUUAAUAGUUCAGGUAUUCAUGUUAAUUUAUGAGGUUUACAGGAAUACUCAUUUGUUUGGUCUGGAAUUCAGGUUAAUUUAAGAGGUGUUCAGCUUAAGUAGUCAGGUAUACUGAUCUGUUUGAUAGUUUUCAGGUGAGAGAUCAGAGGUAUUCAUAUUAGUUAGUCAAGUGUUAAGAUAAUUUUGCCGGGUGUACAGAUUAUGUUGAUUAGGUAUUUUAAUGUUAAACUACAUCUGAAUCGAAGUAUUUGAAUGAGCUAUAUCUGAACGUUGUCAGGGCGAGGGGGGAGAUGAGUCUCCAAUAUUAGGGCUAAAUUUGUUAGCAGAAGAGGUUGAAAAGGGGAUACGGAGUGACAAUGUCUAUAAAGAUCCACAGGAGAACACUUGUAGGAUGCUUACCGUUUGGUCUCAUCCUGAAUCUUACGUCCUUCCGCCGGAGGAACAAGGUGGUAAAGCGUCACCGACAAAUUCUGAAGAUUACAAGACACCGCCAGAGGAUGAUCCGAUGACGGAAUGUCGCACACCAGACGUUGGGAAUUCGAAGCUGAGUCGAUAUCUGACUAGGUCAUUAAAAAAAGCAGAGCUAGAAGGGAAAUGUAUUCCAAUAAGCUUAACCAAAAAAGAUGACCUCCAGACGAAGCGUAUUCCGAGACGUUCAACAAAUAUUGGAGGAGUGUACACCCCAGACAAGAGAUUGAAGAAGCUUUUCCAAAGCUGCAAGAAACCCAAAUAUACGCCCUUAGCAGACUUGGAGAAAGCACAGUUUCAAGAGUUUCAGUCAAUUCUCAGCGAGAAACCGGCACAGUAAGUUGUUUGGAUAUACUGUAUAAAUUUCUUGGACUGUCAAAUGUUUAAUAUUGACUUUUGGUUUGUUCUCAAAUUUCAGGGAAUUCGAAAUUGUUAUUGGGAUCCAUGUCUCAAAUAAGUUCUUCCUGUCGUUGGCGCGGCCAACAAAUUGGGUCAGUACCGAGCACAUUUCUGUGCUAAUUAGUAUGCUAGUAAGGCGACAUGGACGCAAUUAUCUGAGUCGGAGGUGCAGAUUUGUAGACUACUUCAGUAUUGCGGGCAUCAUAUCAAAGUUCGCAGAGUUCGAGAAGGCCUCAGAUAAAUUGGGAUUCAACUGGGGAGGGCUUGUCAGUUUCAGUUUCACCGGAAAAACGCCGCGUCGGAAUGACAAGCAGGUGUUGUUGGUUGAUGUGGACAGGGUGUACGCCCCAAUGAUGUGGGGAAAAGAUCAUUGGGUUGGUCUUGUGAUCAACUUGACAUGCAGACAAGUGGAGAUUUUGGACUGCAACAUUCCCCUUAAUGAGUCCGAUAAUGAGGUGAACAAGCACAUGGCUUAUCUUCUACGCGCAUUGCCUCAUGUCUUAGCUGCGUUUUCGCCUCCUUCCGAUAGUAGUCAUCCUGAAGAAGACCAAGCAUUUUCAUGGGUGCGUCCAGACAAUAUUUACUUCAACGAAAGGUCUGGCGACUGUGGACCAUGCGCGGUCAAAUUUCUGGAAAUGCAUGCAGCGGGAUACUCCUAUGAGGAUAUGGGGCAGAUCGAUGACAAAAAGGUGGACAUAUUCCGUCAGAAAUACGCGAUGGAUACCUAUGAAGAAUUUAUUGGAAACGCAAAAGUUCAAAACGAUGGUUGAAGACGUGUAUACUGCCUGCUUCAUUUCGUUUGUUAAACCGAAUUGUUAACGGUUAUUGUAUAUUUUCAUUCAUCCAGACACUAUAAUUCAAACAGAUCAGUUUAUCUUUGAAGGUUUUAUAUCGUAUUUCUUAUAUAUUUAGGGUUUAGAGUUUAGGGUUUAGGGUUUA